UAAGAGAGACCCUCCUGGGACUCCUGGGCAGUGCCAUCCCAAGACCUCCCCCCCACCCCCACCACUUUGAUGCCAAGCAGCGCCGCGAGCACCAAGGGAAUCAUGCCUGUUCCCAAGAAAGCAGGAAGAAAAAACAGUGCUGCUGCUCCUGAGGAAGUGAAGCUGCCGCCGUACGAGCCAAACAUCCCCGAGCCAACCACCAGGGCGGACUUCAUGAAAUACUGGUUCCAGCCCUCCCUGGAUGAUAAAACUGCACAGAAACUGUUGUGGAUUUCAGAGGGCGGCACCAAAGUGGCUCGCACGGCCGACGCAGUCUGCCCGUAUCCUAACAGGCCCGAGCGAUACGAACACUCGCCACAGGUGCUGUGCAAGGAGAGCCUGCUGGGCCACCGGGGAUACUGGGAGGUGGACUACGACGGCUGGGUGGUGAUCGGGGUGGUCUGCGAGAGCGCGCCCCGGAAGGGCCACGAGGGCCCCAGCGGCCUCGGGGAGAACGCCGGCUCCUGGGGCGUCGGCUGGUCCGGCUCCUGCUACCAGGUGUGGCACAACGGCGAGAACGUGGACGUCCAACUGCCCCUGUCCUCCACCAUGGGGGUGUACGUCGACCAGCCCGCCGGCAUCCUCAAGUUCCUCUCGGUGGAGGGCGAGGGCGAGGAGGUGCGACUCAUUCACAAGUUCAAGGCCAACGUGCAGGAGAAGCUGCUGCCCGGGUUCUGGAUCGGCACCAAUUCGUACUCCCUCAUCCGGAAAAAGGAUCAGUGACAAAUUAAGAGCGGGUUCAGGGCUGCGGCGGGCGGCGGCGGCGGCGGCGGGGUCGAAGCAGUAGUGUAAAUUUCAGAAGGUGUCAGGGACAAGAUGAGAAGAAGCUUGGGACGUUAGGGGAACAAGUGUCAGGGAGUUGUCGAGCAGAACCGAAGCACGCCGUGACAUCUUUGUAGCUUGUGUUUGCUUUCUCUGGUGUAUGGAGAGAUUUUUACUAUUAUAUCCAGAAAUGUAAUUAUUUUAUUUACUAAUGUGUUUCUAUCUAUGCAGUCUAUUUCAUUUAGAGAGAAUAGGCAAAGUCGUGUAUGUUUUUUAAUCACACAGGCCUUUGCAUGUACUUGAGUGCUUGUUUGACAUUUAGAGCCCAUAUCUUUUUUUAUGUGCUGAAUGUAGUCAAUAAAUUCAACUAUUGCACAAUAA
This is a messenger RNA of Scophthalmus maximus (turbot), 1182 nucleotides long. RefSeq lists its product as uncharacterized. Gene Ontology annotation, molecular function: protein binding. The transcript has 5 exons. The record is from RefSeq and is a predicted model, not a curated record. Lineage: Eukaryota; Metazoa; Chordata; Actinopteri; Pleuronectiformes; Scophthalmidae. Bases 70 to 762 code for a protein of 230 amino acids.